AUGGCACCUGCACAGCCGCAAACGUUCACCGCAGGCGAUGAUCCGCUAACCAAAUUCGGAGGCGCCAUCGAGAUGGCCAGUCUGCCGCGCGCCAAACAUCGACAAUUCGCAUUCCAUGGCUUCAUGCGACCGUGGUUGGGAAUAUAUGCGCAGCUCAUUGCAGGCGGGAAAAAGCCACCCACCCACUUCCACGUGAACCAGACCGAGUUCUUUCGCGUUUUGAAGGGCAAUCUUAGCGUCGACAUGAAUGGGCGGCGUGUCGACCUCAGCCCCAGCGACGGCGAGUACACUGUGCCGCCCUUCACACACCACGUCAUCUACGGCACCCCCGGCACAGAGCAUAAUGAGGUCGAGUUCGAGGUCAGCGCCGAGGAGAAGCGGGACGGCGGUUACGCCAUGGAUCAGCCCUUCUUCGAGAAUUGGUAUGGCUACCAGGAGGACGUGUUCCAGCGCGGCGUCAAGCUGGACUUCAUACAGGUACUUGCCAUGUUCGACGCCGGGGACACUUACCUCUCACCGCCUGCAUGGGUACCAUUUCGUACCUUCCUCAGCAUCUGGCUCACCGUCAUCAUCGGACGCUGGAUCGGCGGCUUGCUCGGGUACGCGCCUUUCUAUCCCGAGUGGACCACCGAUUGGGAGGCUGCCUGUGACCAAAUGGAUCGGCACUGGACGCAGAGGCGUUUCGCCAAACGAGAUGCACAGGAAACGGCGCGCCAGAGAUUCGCUGUUAAUGGCGCAAAGGAUACACACAUCAAUGGCAAGAAGAAAGCUCUGUGA
Messenger RNA from Didymosphaeria variabile, 777 nucleotides. RefSeq lists its product as uncharacterized. The transcript is spliced from 3 exons. The record is from RefSeq and is a predicted model, not a curated record. Lineage: Eukaryota; Fungi; Ascomycota; Dothideomycetes; Pleosporales; Didymosphaeriaceae. Bases 1 to 777 code for a protein of 258 amino acids.